CUUCCGGUAGUUGCAGAAGACGAAUUUGUGCCGGGAAAGUAUAACCGUUUUAAUAGAAAUUAAUACAUGUAAAACAUGAUUUGACACAGUACUGGUCAGCUCUUGCAACAUGUCUGGAGAGGAAGAUCCACCAAAAAAGAGAAAGAAAGUAGAAGAUAAAGGAGAUUAUGAAGAUAAAAUUGAAGCCAACAAAAGGAAAAGGUUUGAUUAUCUUCUGAAACAAACUGAGUUAUUCUCACAUUUCAUACAGACUGGUGCCAAAGAGGAGGAUGAACAGGGAACCUCAACUUCUAAAGGAAGAAGGUCAAAGGGCAAAGUUGGGAGACAUAGGUUGAAAGAGAAAGAUGAAGAUAAGAUUCUGUUAGAUGACUGUAAAGCAGAAAAAGAUGUUGAAAUCUUCGAUAAGUCUCCAUCUUAUAUUCAGGUGGGAAAAAUGAGAGACUACCAGGUACGGGGCCUCAACUGGUUGAUAUCACUGUAUACACAUGGUAUAAAUGGUAUUCUUGCAGAUGAAAUGGGUCUUGGUAAAACAAUACAGACCAUUGCCUUGUUGGGAUACCUGAAGCACUACAAAAACAUAUCUGGACCACACCUUAUUGUUGUGCCUCUGUCUACGGUGGACAACUGGGUGGCAGAAUUCAACCGCUGGUGUCCAGAUUUCAGAGUGGUUGUUUUGAGGGGAAAUAUUGAUGAGAGGAAAAAGUGGAUAAAGAAUGUGUUUAAGGAUGGUAAAUCUUGGGACGUCUGUAUAACUAACUAUGAAAAAUGUGUAAUAGAAAAAGCGUCCUUGAAGAGAGUCCAUUGGAGGUAUCUUGUUGUUGACGAAGCUCAUAAAAUCAAAAAUGAGAAAACACUGGUUUCUGUGAUUAUCAGAAGCAUUAAGUCAACCAACAGACUGUUGCUGACUGGGACACCACUACAGAAUAAUCUACAUGAGUUAUGGUCCCUGCUGAACUUCCUGUUGCCUGAUGUAUUCAACUCAUCAGAGGAUUUUGACACCUGGUUCAGCUCAGAAGGAUGCUUAUGUGAUGGAGAACUGGUCAAACGUUUACAUGAUGUACUGAGACCAUUUCUGCUAAGAAGGAUUAAAGCUGAUGUAGAGAAAGGAUUGUUACCAAAGAAAGAAACCUACAUUUAUGUUGGUCUAAGUGCCUUACAGAGGGAGUGGUAUACCAAGAUUUUACUGAAAGAUAUUAAUAUUGUAAAUGGUUGUGGUGAGAACAACAAGAUGAGAUUGUUAAAUAUUCUGAUGCAACUGAGGAAAUGUACUAACCAUGCCUAUCUUUUUGAGGGGGCAGAGCCAGGUCCUCCUUUUACUACUGAUUUGCAUUUAGUAGAUUCCUGUGGGAAAAUGUCUGUUCUACAUAAAUUAUUACCCAAGUUACAGAAGGAAGGUCACAGAGUCCUGUUAUUCUGUCAGAUGACCAGAAUGAUGGACAUUUUAGAGGACUAUGUAUUUUGGCAGGGAUAUGAAUUCUGUAGAUUAGAUGGAAGCACUGCUCACUCAGAGAGAACUGAAGCUAUCAAUGAGUUUAACAAGAAAGACAGUAAAAAGUUUAUUUUCCUGCUGAGUACCAGAGCUGGAGGACUUGGUAUUAACCUGGCUACAGCUGAUAUUGUUAUCUUUUAUGACUCAGACUGGAAUCCACAGAGUGACUUACAGGCUAUGGAUAGAGCACAUCGAAUUGGUCAGACAAAACAAGUACAAAUCUUCCGUUUCAUUACGGAAAAUACUGUGGAGGAGAGAAUCAUAGAAAGGGCUGAGAUGAAACUGAGGCUUGAUAGGAUUGUUAUUCAACAAGGAAGAUUACAACAUGAUUCCAGGAAAUUAGAUAAGAAGAACAUGUUAUCUAUGAUCCAACAUGGAGCCAGACAUGUAUGUGCCUCCAAAGAUUCAGAAAUCACAGACGAAAAUAUUGAUCAAAUUCUAUCCAAAGGAAAAACAAAGACUGAUGAAGUGAAAAGUAAGCUGGAUAAGGUUAGUGAUGGUAACAUGAAGUCAUUCACGAUGGACGAGGAACCGUUCACAUUGUAUAAGUUUGAAGGAGAGGAUUAUAGGAAGAAACAGUUACUGUUAGAACCAGAGGUGGUGUUUCAAGAUAAGAGUGAAAGAAGGGCAAAGAGAGAUGCUGUUGAAAGGUCUAAAAUGAUCACAUAUGUCUCAGAGAAGGAACUAUUUGAUACAAGUCUUUCUUCUUUUAUUAAAAAAAGGGUUAAUGGUAAAUGGAAGUCAGCCUGCCAUUAUUACCAGCAAUACUGUAUAGAGGAGGCUAGAAAACAAGAUUCUCAGGAAUUAUACAAGAUAGAGCAUUUUUGUAGAGCCUCUGUAAAAAAGUGGCAUAAAAUGUCUGAAGAGGAGAGACAGGUUUACAUCAAUCUGAUGAAAAAAGAUGAAGACAAUUAUGAGCAAGGGAGAAAACUCUUGAAUCGAUACAAAAAAGAAAUUACUGACACAAUGAGUCAGAUACAAACUACUUUGAGGAAGCUUCAUAAAGCCACACAAGAAAUUGGUUAUUCCACUGUUAAAAUAUUAUGGCCAAAAGAGCCUGAAAGAUCUGUCAAGCUGAGUGAAAAAAGAUUAGAAGAAAUUGUAUGGGAACAAUUUGACCUUAAUAAGUUCAUGGGUCAUUGGAGAUCACCAUUUCACUUUUAUUUACAACAAUGUGUAGAGGAGGCCAAAGUUAGCAGACCUGAAGAUUUAUUAUUGUCUGAAUUCAAUGUGAAGUGUGUGAACCAAUGGUACAGUCUGUCUCUGUCUGAAAGGAAGAGAUUUGAAGGUUGUGCUGAGAAAGAUGAUGAUAUAUAUCAGAAACAACUGUCCACAAAGUCCUUGUUAGAUUCAAAACUCACAGAACUGAACAAGAUUUGUAAGAAGAAACAACUAGAAAGUGCUUGGAAUCACUUUAUUAAAAAAAUGAACUUAGGACCAAAAGAGGAGAAAGUUAAAUUUGAAUCUCUUCCAAGGGUAGCUGGUAUCAUCAAUCAGUUACAAGUUACAACAUCCCUGAUAAAUGAAGCAAAAAAUCUGAUGGCCAAAAAGCCAAUAAAUGGACUGGAUAACAAAGGGAAGCAACAUAAUACAAAUGAUGGGAAGGAAGAAAUGGUAUCUAUUAUAAAAAAGAAAUGUUUCAAGGACCAAGAUGUUUGGACAAAAUUCCUGUCCUUUGUCGACCAUUACAUCCAAGGAGAGUUUAAAUACUCUGGUACCUUUCCCUCAGUCACAGACAAGGAGAAUCAUCAACCAGACACUUGUCCCCAUCCUUGUAGUGUCUGUGGUAAUAAGAGUAUUGGAGCAUUCUUUGGAACCAUAGUUUGCCAGAGCUGCAAUACUUUCUUUGUGAAUGCUGUACAGGAUAGGCGACAGUACAUAUGUAAUAAGCAGAAGAAGUGUAAUAUAAAUUUCUUUGGAAAUCUCUGUGUGUUCUGUCGAUUCAAAAAAUGUCUGCAAGUUGGAAUGGUAGUGGCUGAUGUUUCCAUACCAGGAGAAAAACUUGAGAUCUUCAGAUAUUCCACAGUGAAUAAUGAUAAAAAGAAAGUGGAAGCAGCUUUUCCCUAUCAAAAUACUCCUGUAGAAAUUUCUAGUGAUGAAGAUGAACUUCCAUUAACUACUUUUACAAAUGAAGAAGAUGAACUUCCAUUAGCCACUUUUACAAAUAAAGAAGAUGAACUCCCAUUAGCCACUUUUGCAAACAAAGAUGAUGAACUUCCAUUAGCCACUUUUGCAAACAAAGAUGAUGAACUUCCGUUAGCCACUUUUGCAAACAAAGAAGAUGAACUUCCAUUAGCCACUUUUGCAAACAAAGAAGAUGAACUCCCAUUAGCCACUUUUGCAAAUAAAGAUGAUGAACUUCCAUUAGCCACUUUUGCAAAUAAAGAAGUUGAACUCCCAUUAGCCAAUAAUGCAAACAAAGAAGAUCAACUCCCAUUAGCCACUUUUGCAAAUAAAGAUAAUGAAUGUAUGUAUGUACUUCCAUUGGUCACAAAUAAAGUAGAUGAUCUCCCAUUAACUACUUGUACAAAUAAAGAGGAUGAACUCACAUUGGCUACUUUUGCUGAAAAAGAAGAUGACAUACCAUUGUCCACUUUAGCAGAUAAGGAAGAUGAUUUCCCUUUAGUGUAUUUAACAGAUAGAGAUGAUUGCCUCCCUUUAGCAAAAUACUCAAAUAAAAAGGAUGACAAUGGCAAAAUAAAAGCAAAGAUUGUGAAAUAUUCUAAUGUCACAAACAAAACUGAUUUCAACUUACAUAAGACGGUAGUUGAUCAAAGGCUUGAAAAAAGUCGAAAUAGUGGACAGAAGAGAAAGCUAGAAACUUCACAAAAGUCUAAGACUCAAAAUGGAAUAGCUCUAUGUACCAAGGUGAAAGCUAUACCUUUCAAAAAGGCAAAAGGUACUACUUGCCCGUAUAACAGUGUUGAAAAAAUUAACAAAUCAGGACAGAAACAGACCAAUCGAAAUAAAUCUGCAUUAAAUUCGCCUAUUACAAUAGGAGAUGAUAGUUCUAGAGAUUCUAUUGUUACAAUCAAUUCUAACAGUGAUAAAUCUAUAACAUUAGAAAUAUUAACUGACAGUGAGUCAGAGGAGAGUUUGAGUGAUGAACCGAACUCUUCAAAGUUUUUAAAAUUUGAUGUUGAAGUUGUAGGAAUUGAGAGUGAUGAGGAUCUCUGAGAAUCAUGUGUUAGUAACAGUAUUAUAAAGAUCUGAGAAUCUAGUCAUAGAGCUAAUCCGUUAAAAGAAAUAUGGGAGCAUAGGAAUACAAGCUUUAUUUAUAGAAAUUGGGGGGUUUUCAAAUGAUUUUUGUCUCACCUAAACAAAGUUGGGGAAGGGAGAACCGAUUUUUGUCUCACCUCGACAAAGUUUGGGAUGGGACACUAAUUGGUCCUGUUUCCCAAGCUGGCAGCAUGAAUAAUGUAAAAAUAUGUGAUUAGGUCAGUUAAAGGGGAACAACUAAUGAUAGGUCAACAAUAUAUUGUAUGAAGUUGUAUUAGCAUUAGCUCAUCUCAUUUCAAGGGAGAUUAUUUGCCCCUCCCCUCAAUCACGGUCUAAUGACUUCAAACCUUUUGCUUAGUUUACAUGUCAAUAUUAAGAGGGUAACCACUAGUGUCGCAUUCAUCAGCAAUUAUUCUACAUCUCCUUAUUUUUAUAUGGUGUGUAAUUUAUGGUUGUUUUUCUAUUUGAUGUAUUCCAAAUUUCUUGAAAGAAAGUAUGUUUGUGGGAUUUCGGCUGUACAUUACUUAAGCUACCCUCCCUCAUCCUCCUUUUUAUUGGAAUAGCUCUCAUUUAAGAGCUAUGGGGAACAAGGUAGGCUUAAUAAAAUAUAGUUAAUAAGGGUUUAUUGGAGUGUGUCAUUGGCAAUCAUACCACGUCUUCUUAUUUUUACAUUUGUUGUUAUUGGAAGGAGACAGUUUCAUAAAAAUGAUUUCCUGUUGAAAUUAAAAUUAGUUUUCCAAUAGAAAACUGUGAUAGAUAUGUUGAUGAACAAUGUGACUACCUCAAUUGAAAUACAUGUAAUGUUAAAAUUUCCAGAAAUGGUAUGAGGGACUGAAUGUUCCUAUAUGAUUACAAUUUAUUUGAAAAUCCCAUUGAGAGUUUAUUGUCUCAUCAGGUCAAAAGACCUUAUGAGUGUAACGAGUAUCUGACCUAAGAAUUACAAGCUCUGUAGGUCUAAAUUAACAAAAUUUAAUUUAUCACAAAUGGGAAAGUUUUGUGUCUUGCUUGAGUUUUGUUUUAGAAAUACUCUACACAUAUUAAUGUACCUAUAUGUAUAAUUUCUUUGUCACAUAUAUAUGUAAUAGAAGAAGCUAGCAAUUACAGCAAUGUUGAUGAAAAGUUUUAUUUUUUUUAGAAAUACUGAAAGAAAGUUUUGACCAGAGCCUGAAAUAAAGGUCUGUCAUGAAACCCUAAACACUCAUUUUUUUAUAGGGCCUCAACAUUUUUUCAUAAUUUUUUUUCUGCUUUUUAAGUUCCAUUAUUUAUAUAAGUUAGCAAUUUAUAACAUUCUUUUAAAAAUAUUUUUAUUUUAAAACAGAGGAGCACACAUCCUUAAUUUAUUGAAAAGAGUAUCUGUAGAAUUUGUUUACCAUGACAAAGAUGAUGUAAAGGAACUUUCAAUGGUAUUUUGAACAGUUGUGUAUAUUGAAACUUCUGGUUAAAACAAUGUAAAGUAUAAUUAUGAUUAACAAUUAACAGUGUCCAGAUACAGAGAUCAUUAACAUAUCAUGAAAAAAAUACAACACGAGCUGCUUUAGAUUGUUCAAAACAUCACUUUUUAUAUCCGAAGGAGGCACACUACUGAUAAAAAAAAAAGAAGCAUAACAAAGCUUUAUGAUUUGUGGAUUUACUAGUAAUAUUUUUUAGUUGUCUAAACCACGACAUGCAUUGACGAGAAUGAGGCUUUUUAAGGAAACUACCCUCACCAUUUUUUAAAAAUUUGAAUAACUAGAGAUGUUAAAUUGUUGAAAUAACAAGACUGUCAUCUGAAUGCAUAUAUUAUUUUGGAAUAAUGUCCUGUUUGACAUUAUUUUGAAACAUUUAUGUAUUUGACAUUAUUUUAAAUUUGUGUCCUGUCAGAGGUCAUUUUGGAUUUUGUUUCAAGUAGGUCUGGUGUCUUUUAUUUAUUGAAUUAAAAAAAGAGUUCAG
Mytilus californianus (California mussel) is the source of this 6637-nucleotide messenger RNA. RefSeq names its product SWI/SNF-related matrix-associated actin-dependent regulator of chromatin subfamily A member 5-like. NCBI's taxonomy places the organism in Eukaryota, Metazoa, Mollusca, Bivalvia, Mytilida, Mytilidae. The record is from RefSeq and is a predicted model, not a curated record. The coding region runs from base 110 to 4666 and encodes 1518 amino acids. Gene Ontology annotation, cellular component: chromatin; nucleus. The transcript is spliced from 28 exons. Gene Ontology annotation, molecular function: ATP binding; ATP hydrolysis activity; chromatin binding. Gene Ontology annotation, biological process: regulation of transcription by RNA polymerase II; nucleosome organization.